GCAUUGUUAUUAAAUUCAAGAAAAUAGCCCCAUUGUUGAGUAAAGAAUUUGUUUUGGCUUUAGUGCAUCCACAUUAAUUACAACUUACACCUGCCCUACCACUGACAAGAUCGCCCGUUUUGUUGUGAUUGAAAGAAAAUUCUCCUAACUGUUUGCAAAGUAAUUAAGCUUUGUCCUUGAGUAGCAUAUUUUAUGAAUUUUUUAAAAAUAAUUAAGACAGUCUUGGAGAAAUUGGUGACAGACCAACCAAUUACGUCAUUAGUUGAUGAAGAAAAUUGUCAUCGAUAGUUUUCUUUAACCGCAGUGAAACAGUUGGGAGAAGUAAGAUUCUAAUCAUAAUGGAAAUGGGCUGUGAUAAUUAUGUGUUGCAGGUGAAUUUCAGACAUUAACAACUAGCCAUUGGUUCCUAAAGUAUUUGUUUUAGUCAGUUCGGUUAGAGUUUAUCGGAUAAUUGUUUUGUCAUCUCAACGUUGAAUAAAUCAUGCUUCAUUUAGAAUUCGCAUGAAAGCGGGGUAAGUAGAUUUAAGGUGUCCGCUUAAAAUCAUGGGCGAGAAAAUUCAGCAGUUAAAAUCGUGCAUUCUAGACUUAAGGAAUAAAAUCGAGGUUGCAGAAGAGAAAAUUCGUAGGGCGACGAAAGCUUUGGGAAUAAAACAACAGAGAUGCGAAAUGUUAUGGGAAGACGCUGCAUAUAAACGCCGUAAGCUUGCAAUCAAGAAAGAAAUGUUGAAGAAGACUUAUGAAGAUCUGGAGGCCAAACAUUCAAAACUGGAACAAGUGGACGAAUUACUCCACACAAGCACCAUGGUUAUUAACGAGCUUAAAGACCUGGAGACGCACAACACUCAAAAAGGUUUUGCACUAGAAGUUUUGUUAAAGAAAACACGAGCGAAAGCUAAGGAACUUGAAAACAAAGCAAGCGACCUUAAGACACAAGCUAAAUUUUAUAACCGGGAGAUUAAGGCAGCAAAUUUCAUUGAAAUGAGAGCGCAGAGGAAAUGCAGCGAUUUGGAAAGCAAGCUUGCUGCAAAGAGGGAUCUUUUGGAACGACUGCGUGUGAAGCGCGAGAGAUUUCACGAACAAGAAAAAGAUUGCAUCGAUCAAGUACAAGCGCUGGGCGAGAAAAUCAAAGAGAGUACUAUACGAGCUGAGGCUGCAGAGAGAAGGUUGUAUUUGCUUGAGAAUAAACUUUCAAAUCUGCUACAAGAGCUUUACAAGCAAACAGGGGAGGCGAGGAAAAUGUUCGUGCUGAAAAACGAACUAGAAGACCUCUCCCUUGAAUAUUAAAUUCAAGGAAA
This is a messenger RNA of Stylophora pistillata, 1295 nucleotides long. RefSeq lists its product as uncharacterized. Lineage: Eukaryota; Metazoa; Cnidaria; Anthozoa; Scleractinia; Pocilloporidae. The record is from RefSeq and is a predicted model, not a curated record.